AAGCUCGGCCAACCAAAAAGCCGAGCUGAUCUCAGCACCGUUACUGGGGCGGCGCCGAUGGUCUUCAAGCCACUAGCUCUUGUCAGGGGAGGCCCGGAGCCUUCCAAUGCGGGACGGAGGCGAGCUCUAGUUCUCCCAAUCGGUGCGUGGCGCUGGCAAUUCAAACUGACACCAGGUUGGAGAGGCAGGAAAAGCGGAAGAGGGAGCAAAAACCAACGUGUUUGGUGACAGACCCCGGCGCCGACUGAGCCCCAAAAGCGACUUCAGCCCUGCCCCACCAACACCACCGCGCGCCUGGGAAGGGCCGCUCCGGGAAGAGACCUGAAGGGACUGCGGGUGGCACGGGGGACAGCUGAGGGGAGGGAGGACGCGAGAAAAACGGCGCAAGCGCGAGCACGCUGAGGGCUGGGGACUGCCAGGAGAGGGGCCCGCGGACCUACAGAGCGUAGGAAGGUCCGGGAGAGAAGGGGGCGGGAAGGAGGAGAACGCGGGAUCUCCCGGCUGAAAGAGCGAAGGGAGUUCCUGAAUCCUGGGAAGAGGAGGCUGGUAGGGACGCUAAGCCUGAGAUCCCUGAGCUGGGAACGGGAGCGUUCUGGGGGAGGGGCUUAACGUUGGGAAAAGGACGUCUCAAAAGAGGAGAAGCUUUAAAUAAAAGACGAUCGGAGGAGGCUGAGGGAAUUGCUGUGAAGGGGUGGGAGCUGAGGGGUAGAGGACUCCUUCAGACAAGAGAAAGGGAAAGCUGUUGAGAAGUUCCCUUCAGACCCCACCGCCUCCUCUCCAAUUCAAACUCCACUCCCUUCGAAAGUUUAAAAGGAAAGCCAGUUUGCCGCGCUCCCCCGUUUCUACUCAAUAAAUUUUGCUUCUACUCCUCCACUAGGAGAACAGAAAAGAACUCAUUUCCUUCCCAGUUUUAGGGCUUAGAGAAGCUCGAGGUCUCGCAACUUGGUUUUUAGCCUAGGGGAAUCAAAGUAGUAGGAGCAUUGCUCUUGUUUCUUUUUUCAAAAUCCUACACCUCAUCCUUCCUGCGACGCCAUGACUACCAACAUUUGUAAUUUCAAGGACCGGUGCGUGUCCAUCCUGUGUUGCAAAUUCUGUAAACAAGUGCUCAGCUCUAGGGGAAUGAAGGCUGUUUUGCUGGCUGAUACUGAAAUAGACCUUUUCUCUACAGACAUCCCUCCUACCAACGCAGUGGACUUCACUGGACGAUGCUAUUUUACCAAAAUCUGCAAAUGUAAACUGAAGGACAUCGCAUGUUUAAAAUGUGGGAACAUUGUAGGUUAUCACGUGAUUGUUCCAUGUAGUUCCUGUCUUCUUUCCUGCAACAACGGGCACUUCUGGAUGUUUCACAGCCAGGCAGUUUAUGAUACUAACAGACUAGACCCCACAGCAUCUUCAUCAGGAUUAGAUUUCACCUCAAGAAACCAUUUUCUCUGCUCACUCAUAAGAAGCAACUCCUCAUCGUUUCAAGUACAAUCAUGAGAUUGUAGCAAUUCAGUUACAUCUUCAGGCUCCUCUUCUAAUUCUAGUUCUCUUGCUCUUUCUACCACAUGUGCACUUAGUUCCUCCACUAAAGUCUAGAACCUUUCAAAGUUACCCAUGAGUUUUGGAAUCAACUUCUACCACACUCCUAUUAAAGUUGAUAUUUUGAUCUCCCAUGAAUCAGGAAGGUGCUUUUCCAGAAGGUUUUCAAUGUACUUUGCCCAGAUCCAUCAGAAGAAUCACUAAUCUAUGGCAACUAUAGACUUAUGAAAUGUAUCUCUUAAAUAAUAAGACUUGAAAGACUAAAUUACUUCAUGGGCUGCCAAACAGAUUUUAUGUUAAAGCAUUAAACCAACAUUUAUCUCCUUGUACAACUCCAUCAGAGCUCUUGGGUGACUAGGUCCAUUGUCCAUAAACAGGAAUAUUUUCGAAGGGAUCUUUUUUUUUUUUUUCUGAACAGUAGGUCUUAGCAAUGGGCUUAAAAUAUUUAGUAAAACAUACUGUAAACAGAUUUGCUGUCAUUCAGGCUUUGCUAUAUCAUUGAUAGAGCACAGGCAAAAUAUAUUUAGCAUAAUUCCUAAGAACCUAAGAAAUUUCAGAAUAGUAAAUUAGCAUUGGAUUCAACUUAAAGUCACCAGCGGCGCUAUCCUUUAACAAGAGAUUCGGCCUGUGCUUUGAAGUUUUGAAGCCAAGUAUUACUUCUCCUCUCUAGCUAUGAAGGUCUUUGAUGAUAUCUACUUCCAAUAGAAGGCUGUUUUGUGUAUAUUGAAAAUCUCUGCCAGGUGCAGCGGUUCACGCCUAUAAUCCCAGCACUUUGGGAGGCUGAGGUGGGUGGAUCAUGUGAGGUCAGAAGUUUAAGACAAGCCUGACUAACACAGUGGAACCCUGUCUCUACUGAAAAUACAAAAUUAGCCAGGCAUGAUGGUACAUGAGGCAGAAGAAUCACUUGAACCCAGGAGACGGAGUUUGAAGUGACCUGAGAUCACACCAUCGCACCAAGAGCAAAACUCCACCUCAAAAAAAUAAAAUAAAAUAAAAUAAAAUCUGUGGUUUAGUGUAGCCACCUUCAUCAAUGAUCUUAGCUAGAUCUUCUGGGUAACUUGCUGCAGCUUCUCCAUCAGUACUUUUUGCUUCAUCUGCAUUUGUAUUUUGUAGAAAUGGCUUCUUUUCUUAAACUCUACAAACCAACUUCUGCUAGCUUCAAACUUUCUUCUAUAGUUUCCUCGAAUUUCUUGCCCUUCAUAGAAUUGCAGAGAAUCAAGACCUAGCUCUGGAUUAGGUUUUGGCUUAACAGAACGUCAUGACUGGUUUAAUCUUCUAUCUGGGUCACUAAAACUUUCUCCCUAUCAGCAAUAAGGCUGUUGCACUUUCUUAUCAUUCAUGUUUUCACUAGAGUAGCACUUCUUGUCCUUUAAGAACUUUUCUUUGCAUUCACAAGUUGGCUAACAAUUGGGCACAAAAGGCCCAACUUUCAGCCUGUUUCAGCUUUCAGUAUGUCUUUCUCACUAUGCUUAAUUAUUUCUAGCUUUUGAUUUAAAAUGAGAGACUUUCUAUUCUCACCUGAACACAUAGAGGUCAUUGUAGGGAUUUUUACUGGCCUCAUUUCAAUAUUGUUGUAUCUUAGGAAGUAGGGAGGCCCCAGGAAAGAGAGAGAGAACAGCUGGUCAGUGGAGCAGUCAGAACACACAAAAUAGGUAUUGAUGAAGUUUGCAUUCUUAAGUGGGUGUGCUCUUAAGUGGGUGUGGUUCAUGGCACCCCGAAACAAUUUUAACAGUAACAUCAAAGAUCACAGAUCACUAUAUUAUAUAUAAUAAUAAUGAAAAAGGUUGAAAUAUUGAUAGAAUUAUCAAAAUGUAACAGACACAAGGUGAGCAUAUGCUGUUAGACUUACUCAAUGCAGGAUCACCAAAACCUUCAAUUUAUAGAAAGCCCAAUAUCUGUGGUAUGCAAUAAAGUAAAGCACAAUUAAAUGAGGUAUGCCUAUACUGAUUAUUGUAGCAAGGCCAGGCAUAGUGGCUCGUGCCUGUAAUCCCACACUUUGGGAGGUCAAGGCAGAUAAUCACCUGAAAUCAGGAGUUCGAGACCAGCCUAGCCAGUAUGGUGAAACCCCGCCUGAACCCAGGAGGUGGAGGUUGCAGUGAGCCGAGAUCGCACCACUGUACUUCAGCCUGAGCAACAAAGUGAGACCCUAUGUCAAAAAAUUACUUUACUAAGAAAAUACACUACCAAUUCUUUUUUCUUUGUUCACUUUGUGUUAAGGUGCUAAGGUGCUGAAUACUACGUACUAAUUCUUUUUUUUUUUUGAGGCAGAGUUUCAUUCUUGUUGCCCAGGCUGGAGUGCAACGGUGCAAUCUUGGCUCACUGCAACCUCCACCUCCCGGGUUCACGCAAUGCUCGUGCCUCAGCCUCCCUAGUAGCUGGGAUUACAGGCAUGCACCAUCAUGCCCGGCUAAUUUUUUUGUAUUUUUAGUAGGGAUGAGGUUUUACCAUGUUGGUCAGUUGGUCAGACUGGUCUUGAACGCCUAACCUCAAGUAAUCUGCCCACCUCAGCCUCCCAAAGUGCUGGGAUUACACAUAUAAACCACUGUGCCUGGCCUCAAGUACCAAUUCUUUUUGUUUGUUUGUUUUUUGAGAUGGAGUCUUACUCUGUCUCCAAAGGCUGGAGUGCAUUGGCACGAUCUUGGCUCACUAUGACCUCCGCCUCCCUGGUUCAAGUGAUUCUCCUGCCUCAGCCUUCUGAGUAGCUGUGAUUACAGGCACACACCACCAGGCCCGGCUAAUUUUUGUAUUUUUAGUAAAGAAAAGGUUUUGUCAUGUUGGCCAGGCUGGUCUCGAACUCCUGAUCUCUGGUGAUCCGCCCUCCUCAGUCUCCCAAAGUUCUGGGAUUACAGGUGUGAGCCACCACACCAGCCGAAGUACUAAUUCUUAAAGGGGAUUUAUAUAAUAUUUUUUAUAUUGCCUGGAGCCAUUCAGUUUUGUUAUAAGGCACAUGUUCUCAAUGUCUAACAUCUAUUUACACAACAGACCAAGUUGAUUUUAAGGAAUUUUCCUUUUUCUUUUGGAGACAGGGUCUUGCUCUGUCACCUAGACUGGAGUGCGGUGGCACAAUCUCAUCUCACUGCAGCCUCAACCUCCCAGGCUCAAGGGAUUCUCCCACUUUAGCCUUCUGAAUAGGUGGGACCACAGGCCUGUGCCACCACACCCAAAUAAAGUUUUAUAUUUUUCAUAGAGACAGGUUUUUUGCCAUUUUGCCUAGGCUGGUCUCGAACUCCUGGCCUCAAGUGAUCAGCCCACCUUGGCCUCCCAAAGGGUUGGGAUUACAGCCCUGAGAAACCGAAGCAGCCAACUUUAAGGAACUCAACAAUCUAAGUUACACUAGCAUUCUUGGGUUCCAAAAUGCAUGUUUUAGUCUCCUUUAGAACUUAAAUAUAUUUUUUAAUACAUGAUUUGCCUUCACAGACCAAAAGAUCAUGAAUUGCAAGCUAGGUUGUCAGGGGUCUUUAAAUGCUCCAAUUAUGCUUAGAUUUUUAUAGAUUUGACUUUUUUUUAAUCACCUGGGAUUCAGCUAUGGCUCUCAAUCUGUCAUUUAUGGGGUCUUAAUUCAAAACUUUUGGUAUAUUAAGAAGGCUAUUUUCAUGUAAGGACUUAUCUGAACUCCCCUAAGUGGGAUACAGUCUCCUAAUUUAAGCCUCCAGUUUUAUAUUUGUGUUGCCCAUGGGACACAUUAAAGGAAGUUUCUGCUUUGAUAGUAUUUUUCCUGCUUUACAGAAUUCAAAACACAGGGUGGAGAUUUUUCAAGUUUGAUUUACUUUUUAAUAUUGGUCAAUUUUUCAAAGAUAAAAGCCCAGCGUUCUUCCAUUUGCACUGAAUCUAAUCCAUAAGAAACAGAUGUAUCACAGGAUUUCCUUCCUCCCUUCUUAACAGAGAAAGGAAGGUGCUGCUUCUGUCAGAUCCAAUCUCUUAGUUUAUUUUUCCUCCUUUGAACCAAUUGUGCUGAGCUGCUUUAUGUCUCUGAAUACUGACUCCAGGAAUAUCAAGCUUCUGCUUUGUAACCCUAAUAUUGUGAUUUCAAGCAAAAUUUUCUAGAUGCUUGGUAUCAAAGCAGGUUUCUAAUGGCGUCGCCACUAUCCUUGAAUCACCUGAACCAGUAAUGUCAAAGGAAUUCAUAGACAAGCUUUAUAAAUUCUAGAAUGUUUAGACUGAAAAAGACUCCUGGAGUUUUCUAGACCUCUAGUCUUCACAUAGAGACCUGAUUUCCCAGAACUUUCUUGAGGAGGCUUGGGAAACCUCAGCUCAAAUUUCUUGAAAUUGGCAAAUCCCCUCAGAGGCAACAUGGCUUCAGCCCUCUAUUUGCCUUUAUGGGUUCUAAUUUUUACUUAGAUUUUUGCCUCACAAUUCCUUACAGCUCUUCCUGUCAGCUCUUCCAUGACAUUUACCAGGAGCAGAACACCAUUCAUUCUUGGGGUGAGAGUGGGGUAGCGUUUUUUAUUGUAAACAAUUCAAAUACAAAAAGAUUAUAGAAAAUAAUAAGAUAGACAUCUGUAUCCCUACCAGCAUCAAAUAUAUGCCAACUUCUUGCCAGAUUAGAUUCCAGUAUCUCCUUCAGUCAAGGAAAACAGUUGAUUAUUUCUACUAUUUCAACAAUGUCACACUACAAAUCCCUGAGCAUGUCUCCUUAGGCUACCUAUGCAAGAUGGGUGGCUGAGGAAGGAAUGAACAGUGGGCUGUAUUUGCAACAUUUUUAAAAAUUCACAAAAUGGAAUGCUCUCUAGAAGUAAAAAUAAAUGAGCAAAAUCUACACAAGUCAACAUAGAUUAACCUCAAAAACAUAAUGUGUGAAAAAGCACAUUAGAAAAAAACAUAUAGUAUAAUAACAUUCUAUAAAAAAUUAAAAUCCACAAAACAGUAAUAUAUAUUGUCUAUGGUUGCAUGCAUUUGCAGUAAAACCAUACAUGGUAUACUGGCAGUUGUGAACACUAGAUUCAAACCAAAUCUUCAAAUCCUUGCUCAUUCCACCAUGUGGCUUCUAUCUCAGCGUGUAUGGAGUGGGUAUCCAGAAUUGCUGAGUACUCUUUGUGUCCACACUGAUAACUGGACAGCUUAAGAUCUACUUUUCUGGCCAAGCAUGGUGGCUCAUGUCUCUAAUCCCAGCACUUUGGAAGGCCAAGGCAGGGGAACCACCUGAGGUCAGGAGUUCAAGACCACUCUGGCCAACAUGCUGAAACCCCGUCUCUACUAAAAAUACAAAAAUUAGCUGGGCAUGGUAGCACUUGCUUUUAGUCCCAGCUACUUGGGAGGCUGAGGCAGGAGUAUCCCUUGGACCCAGGAGGCAGAGGUUGCAGUGAGCCAAGAUUGCACCACUGCACUCCAGCCUGGGCAACAGAGCGAGACUCCAUCUCAAAAAAAAAAAAAUUUGCUUUUCUUGUGCAGUUAAUUGACUAUUCUAGUGGUUAGUUAUUUUCUAUUUAGUGCUUUUAACUUAUAAUGUAAUAUAUGCCCAGAGUAAUAAACCUUGUCAUUAUUCUCUACUGUAUAUUGAAUCAUUUACUGUCUACCCUGAAGAAUCAUGCUGCAUUCUUCAGUAUGAAAUCUGACUAUUCUUUCUCAGUGAAGUUUUUGAUUAUUCUUUUGUUUAUUGUAGUGGCUGCUGUAACCUGGUCCUAAAUUUAGUUUACAGCUCUGCUUUUGGACUGAAACCCACUGGUAUCAAGGAUUGUAGUUCAUAUUAUAACUGGCUCCAAACCCUUGCUUUUUUUCUGAAUCAGAAAAAUGGCACCAGCUACUUCUCUGCUUAUUGAAGGGAUAAGGAGACUUAUUCAGGACUUUUCCCUGAACCCUCCAAAGAGGCACUUAAUCUAAAAGGAUCCUGUGAGAUCUCCAUUCUUAAACAUCAUUAAAAUAGAUCAGAAAAUUAUCAGUGUAUAGUGAUUAAAGCACAAUGCAGCUGGAGGCAGGGUUUGAGUAAAUGGACUCCUGAGAGCCUUUUGAGCUCUAAAAUUCUAGAAUUCAAGCUCUUGCUUAAAAGGAUUUAAAGAAUGUUUAUGUCCUACCCCUUAAAAAAAAGUGUUUGCCAGGCGUGGUGGCUCAUGCCUGUAAUCCCAACAGUUUGGGAGGUCAAGGAGAGAGGAUUGCUUGAGCCCAGAAGUUCGAGACCAGCCUAAGCAACAAAGUAGGAACCCGUCUCUACAAAAUAAAAUUAGCCAUGUGUGGUAGUACACACCUGUAGUCGCAGCUACUUAGGAGGCUGAGGUACAAGGAUCACUUGAGCCCUGGAGGUUGAGGCCGCAGUGAGCAGUGAUUGUGAGCUGUAAUCCUGCCAGGCACUCCAGCCUAGGCAACAAAGAGAGAGCUUGUCUCAAAAAAAUAAAGUUUAUGUC
Molecule: messenger RNA, 7856 nt
Organism: Callithrix jacchus (white-tufted-ear marmoset)
Lineage: Eukaryota; Metazoa; Chordata; Mammalia; Primates; Cebidae
Gene: RUMY1
Product: family with sequence similarity 72 member A
Cellular component (GO): cytosol
Source: RefSeq, a predicted model, not a curated record